GGGUGGGGGAGGAAGGCAGGAAGGGAGAGAAGAAGGACGGUAGGGAGGGAGGAAGGGAUGAAGGAAGGAAGGAAGGGAGGAAGCGGGGAGGGAGGGAGGGAGGGAAGGGAAGGGAAGGAAGGGAAUCAAGCAAUGAGAGAGACAUUGCCGACCUGGAUCUAGAGGUUUACAAGUUGAUUUCUUUUUUUUUGAGAGAAAGAAAAAAAAAAUAAGUAAAGGAGAGGAAGACAGGAAAAGAAAGAGGGAGAGUAAAUGGAAAUAUUGCUUUAUUUUGAAAAAAAUUGGGUAUUAAUAAUGGCCCAUCAAUGUUUCAUUUAAACUUAUGGGUAGGUGUGGUGUGGUAUUUUUUUUUUUUUUUUAAAGAAAGAGGGAAACUAUCUUCUGUGAACCUCAGCUUCCAAAUUUGCCAAGUAGGACUAACAGUAACCCUUCUUCUCUUGGAGUUCUUGUGAGUAUCAAACUAUUUGAUACAGGAAAGCACUUCAAACAGCCCCUAGCACUUAGUAAUUGUUCAAUAAUGUUAGAUAUUGUUGAGCAGUUCCUUUUUGUCAGCACUGUGCCACAGGCGUAGGAAAAGAAAUGGUUUGUUUUUUUUUUUGCAAGGAAGGGGAGACUCAAGGAAACUUCAACAAGUGGGUUUAUGAAGGAAAAGAUAGGACUGUUUUAAACUCAACCAGUAGUAUUUAUAAUGAUGAAGGUAUUGGCCCAUUUUACAGAUGUAUAAGGUGAGGUUCUGAGAGGUUUCUUUACUGAGUUACCCAGGAAAUAAGGGAAAGUGCCCACAGCGGAAUUUCCCAUCCUCUUAAAGACUGCCCACCUCAACCUUGCUAAUACGUAGCCCUGCUUUAACACUUUGAAUGUCAAGUUCAAAUUAGUAUUUGAUUCACAGGACUGAAUACCCAGAAAGCCAGGCUCAUUCAUUCCUAUUUCCUCAGUGCUUGAAGCACAUUAGGAGCUUGGUAACUGCUUAUGGAAUGAAAUAAGCAGAGCCAAGUACAAUAAUACCAAGCAUUUUAUUUUUUAUUUUUAAAACGAGUCAGAGGCCAGGCGCGGUGGCUCACGCCUAUAAUCCCAGCACUUUGGGAGGCCGAGGCGGGUGGAUCACGAGGUCAAGAAAUCGAGACCAUCCUGGUCAACAUGGUGAAACCCCAUCUCUACUAAAAAGACAACAAUUAGCUGGGUAUGGUGGCGUGCGCCUGUAGUCCCAGCAACUCGGGAGGCUGAGACAGGAGAAUUGCUUGAACCCAGGAGGCAGAGGUUGCGGUGAGCCGAGAUCGCACCGAGCCGAGAUCGCGCCAUUGCACUCCAGCCUGGGUAACAAGAGCGAAAUUCUGUCUCAAAAAAAAAAAAAAACUAGUCAAUUGUAGUAGCAAGCACUUAUUAAGGGUCUGAAACCUUCUAAAAUAUUUCACAUUAAUUCUUAUUUAUUUUUUAAAUAAUUUAAUUUAUCUUUCUCAUGUUUACAGUGACACAUUAAUUCUUAUAACUAAAACUGUAAGAUAAGAACUAUUAGUCCAGUUUAUUUAGGGGGCAUUGAAUCUCCCUCUGUCGCCCAGGCUGGAGUCCUGGCUCAAUCUUGGUUCACUGCAACCUCCGCCUCCCAGGUUCAAGUGAUUCUCCUGCCUCAGCCUCCCCAGUAGCUGGGAUUACAGGCAUCUGCCAGUACGCCCUGCUAAUUUUUGUAUUUUUAGUAGAGACAGGAUUUCAUCAUGUUAGCCAGGUUGGUCUCGAACUCCUGACCUCAAGUGAUCCUCAUGCCUCAGCCUCCAAAGUUCUGGGAUUACAGGCAUGAGCCACCAUGCCCACCUUAGCCCAGUUUUAGAAAUGAAGAAAAUGUGAAACAAAUAUGUUAAAUCACUUGCCCAAGAUUCUCCUAAUAAGUGGCAGAGCUGAGAUUUGAAUUCAGGUGGGUUACACACAAAGUAUAUACUCUUAUCCAGUAAUUAGGAAUAAUAAUAAUAAUGCCUAAUUUCCGUAUUGUGCUUUACAAAGUAUAAUCAACAUUGCACACAGUCGCAAGCAGGGAAGAAGUUACCUACAGAACUAAACAUUAGUUCCAGAUUGGGGACUGAGAUUGCAGUAUAGACAGUCCUUGCCUUGCACAGUAAUUAAUUCAAGACUGAAAAUGUGCAAGCCGUCUGGGCGCAGUGGCUCAAGCCUGUAAUCCUAGCACUUUGGGAGGCCAAAACGGGCUGAUCAUCUGAGGUCAGAGUUCAAGACCAGCCUGGCCAAUAUGGUGAAAACCCCAUCUCUACUAAAAUACAGCAAUUAGCCAGACAUGAUGGCAGGUUUUUGUAAUCCCAGUUACUCAGGAGGCUGAGACGGGAGAAUUGCUUGAACCUGGAAGACAGUGGUUGCAGUGAGCCCAGAUUGCACCACUGCACUUCAGCCUGGGCAGCUGAGCGAGACUGUCUCAAGGAAAAAAAAAAAGGUAGGGCAUGGUGGCUCAAACCUGUAAUCCCAGCACUUUGGGAGGCCAAGACGGGUAGAUCAUGAGGUCAAGAUAUUGAGACCAUCCUGGCCAACAGGGUGAAAUACCAUCUCUACUAAAAAUACAAAAGGUUAGCUGGGCAUGGUGGCAGAUGCCUGUAGUACAGCUACUCGGGAGGCUGAGGCAAGAGAAUGGCUUGAACCGGGGUGGUGGAGGUUGCAGUGAGCCAAGAUUGCACCACUGCACUCCAGCCUGGCAGCAACAGAGUGAGACUCUGUCUCAAAAAAAAAAAAAAAGAAAAUGUGGAAGCUGAAGUUAUGCACAAUGACCUUAAUGGGAAAAAUUGUAAUUGUUCUAAUAAUUAUAUUAUUAGAUAUAUCUAAUAUAGAUAAAAUUAAAAUGCUAUCAGUUAUAAAUGCAUAGGGGAAUGAAAAAAUAUAUUAAAUGUAUACUAAAACUAAUAUUUAUUUAUGGCUGGGCACAAUGGUUCACACUUGUAAUCCCAGCACUUUGGGAGGCUGAGGUGGGCAGAUCACUUGAAGUCAGGAGUUUGAGACCAGCCUGGCUAACAUGGUGAAACCUCAUCUCUACUAAAAAUACAAAAAAAAAUUAGCUGGGCGUGGUGGUGCAUGCCCGUAAUUGUAGCUAAUUAGGAGGCUGAGGUAGGUGAAUUGUUUGAAUCUGAGAGUGGAGGUUGCAGUGAGCCAAGUUUGUGCCAGUGCACUCUAAUCUAGGCAACGGAGCAAGACUGUGAAAAGAAGGAAAAAAAUUUGAAUAAAAAAUUAGAAACCUUGAGAAUUUAUUUUGUUUGCUUGUCAAAAAUUUGCCAAGAGUAGUUUGAUCUUGAUUUGCUACCUUCUUGUCAUGUGUAAUAGCUUUUCUAUGGCUUGGCAAAUUGCCGCUGUCUGUGAACUGAGUAACUGGUACAGUGACCAGUCACCUAAAGUCUGUGAAAGAAGUAUGUGCUUGUUUGCUGAUCAUGCUGUGUAUCUGUUACUUACAUAAUGAUUUGUAGACUAAAGAAUGUACUUUAGGGCCAGGCACAGUGGCUCACACCUAUAAUCCUAGCACUUUGGGAGGCUGAGGCGGGAGGAUCACCUGAGGUCGGGAGUUCGAGACCAGCCCAGCCAACAUAGAGAAAUCCCUUCUCUAGUAAAAAAUACAAAAUUAGCCAGGCACUUUCCGUGCCGGUAGCGCUUAUGCAAAAAUGGUGAACAUUCCUAAAACCCGCUGGACUUUCUGUAAGAAGUGUGGCAAGCACCAACCCCACAAAGUGACACAGUAUGAGAAGGGCAAGGAUUCUCUGUAUGCCCAGAGAAAGCGGCGUUAUGACAGGAAGCAGAGUGGCUAUGGUGGGCAUACUAAGCCCAUUUUCUGGGAAAAGGUUAAAACUACAAAGAAUAUUGUGCUAAGUCUUGAGUGCAUUGAGCCCAAUUGCAGAUCUAAGAGAAUGCUGGCUAUGACAAGAUGCAAGCAUUUUGAACUGGGAGGAGAUAAGAAGAGAAAGGGCCAAGUGAUCCAGUUCUAAGUGUCAUCUUUUAUGAAGACAAUAAAAUCUUGAGUUUACGUUCAAAAAAAAAAAA
Molecule: messenger RNA, 4014 nt
Organism: Callithrix jacchus (white-tufted-ear marmoset)
Lineage: Eukaryota; Metazoa; Chordata; Mammalia; Primates; Cebidae
Product: large ribosomal subunit protein eL42-like
Biological process (GO): translation
Cellular component (GO): ribosome
Molecular function (GO): structural constituent of ribosome
Source: RefSeq, a predicted model, not a curated record